AUGUCAACAACCAGAAUUCCGCAAUUGAAUGGUAACGUCGGAACCCCAAAUACCCAGCGUCGCCCAGUCGCACAUUUCCUUCCGGAUGAAACACAGAACGGCCAUUUAUCUCCUCCCAUGAACGGUCACAGUCAUAGUCACAGCAACGGCAACGGUGUCGAGUCAGACUCGCAAGACUUAUCGGACAGCACCUCUUCCACCCGCUCCACCUCAGUAAACGGCACCAGAAGUCGACGACGCCCAGGCAUGUCUCGCAAGGCCUCGUCUCCAAUGGCGCCUACCUUCAUGGUAUCGGCGCCAGGAAAAGUCAUUGUCUAUGGCGAACACGCCGUCGUUCACGGCAAAGCGGCCCUGGCUGCGGCUAUUUCUCUUCGAUCUUAUCUCCUCGUCACCACCCUUUCAAAAUCACAACGCACAAUUACCCUCAACUUCGGAGACCUGGGUCUAAAGCAUACUUGGAAUAUUGAUACACUUCCGUGGGAUGUAUUCCACCGCUCAGACAAAAAGAAGUUCUACUACAGCCUGGUCACAUCUCUCGAUGACGAACUCGUUCAAGCACUUGAGCCCCACCUCGAACACGUCUCCGAGGGCAUUCCCGAAGAGCAACGCAAACCUCAUGUCCGCUCCGCCUCCGCAUUCCUCUACCUCUUCCUCUCCCUGGGUUCUCCACAAAGCCCAGGUGCCAUCUACACCCUUCGUUCUACAAUCCCCACCGGCGCCGGAUUAGGCAGCAGUGCCAGUGUAUGCGUUUGUUUAAGUUCCGCUCUUCUGCUCCAGAUAAGGACUCUCGCCGGUCCUCAUCCUGACCAGCCCCCUGAUGAAGCUGAGACUCAAAUUGAACGUAUCAACCGUUGGGCGUUUGUGGGCGAGCUCUGCAUUCAUGGAAACCCCAGUGGGGUAGACAACACGGUCUCCGCAGGCGGCAAGGCUGUGUUCUUCAAGCGAACCGAUUACGAGAAACCACCGACUGUCCUUCCACUUCCAAAUUUUCCUGAAUUACCGCUUCUUGUCGUCGAUACCCAACAAACCCGCUCCACCGCCACUGAAGUAGCGAAGGUGCUUGAGUUGAAAAAGGCACUCCCUGUUGUAACGGAAUCUAUCUUGGACGCCAUUGACAAAAUAUCAUGUUCUGCGCGCGAAUUAAUCGACUCACCUGACUCUGAUAACGAGUCUGCGGAGGCCAUGGAUCACUUCGGUACUUUGAUUCGUCUCAACCACGGCCUGUUGGUCUCAUUGGGCGUCUCCCAUCCUCGCUUGGAGCGAGUUCGUGAACUUGUUGAUUCUGCCAAUGUUGGUUGGACCAAGUUGACUGGUGCUGGCGGUGGUGGUUGUACUAUGACUCUUCUUCGUCCUGAUGCGAACCCCGAGGCUGUUAAGGCAUUGAAGGCUCAGCUUGCCGCUGAAGGCUUCAACAAAUACGAAACCACACUCGGAGGUGAUGGUAUCGGUGUCCUCUACCCGGCGGUUCUGCGCAACGGCUCCGACGAGGAGGGCGGCGAAGAAAUUGACCAGGAAAAGUUCGAAGAGGCCGAGGGUCACAUCGGUAUUGAGCAACUCGUGGGAGUGGGAUUCCACGAAAAGCGCGAAGGCUGGAAGUUUUGGAAACGAGCUGCUGCUGCUUAA
Molecule: messenger RNA, 1623 nt
Organism: Penicillium angulare
Lineage: Eukaryota; Fungi; Ascomycota; Eurotiomycetes; Eurotiales; Aspergillaceae
Gene: erg12
Product: mevalonate kinase
Exons: 1
Coding region: 1-1623 (540 amino acids)
Biological process (GO): isoprenoid biosynthetic process; ergosterol biosynthetic process
Cellular component (GO): cytoplasm
Molecular function (GO): ATP binding; mevalonate kinase activity
Source: RefSeq, a predicted model, not a curated record